AUCUGCAAAAUGCCACAAAAAUACCAUGAGCAACAAACUGUGUUUGGCCCACGCGAGCUACUGGAUAAAGAUGACUAAAUAUAUCUAUUAGCAUCGCGAUCACCAGAGGCCAGUUAUGGUUGUCACUGUUAGUGAUACAAAUGCACGUGUAAGAAAUUCCUGGACUAGAACCCGACUCGUGGUCCUGGCUGGAGAUGGAGCUCAACAGUGAGGGUGUGAGGCGACUGCUUGGCAAGUACAAGUUCAGGGAUCUAACUAUGGAAGAACUGAAGACUGUCAAUAUGUUUUUCCCACAUUUCAGAUAUUCCACGGAUACCUAUGUUUUCAAAGAUAGUUCCCAGAAAAACCUGCUGAAUUUCACUGGCACUAUUCCUGUGAUGUAUCAGCCUAAAUCUGUCAUUGUUGGAUGAAUUAAAGAAAUGAUUGCCAAGUUUCAAGAAGAACUUCCCCUGUAUUCUCUAUCAUCAUCUGAUGCGGCACAGCAGGCAGACUUGCUAGCCUAUAUUGCAAAAAUCACUGAAGGUGUCUCAGAUAUAAAUUCAAAGAACUGGGCAAAUCAUGAGAAUAAAACAGUCAAUAAAAUUACCGCGGUUGGCGGUGGAGAACUGGGAAUUGCCUGCACAUUAGCAAUUUCAGCAAAGGUGGCGAUCUUCGCAGUCAACUCUCUGGGUAGUUCUCAGUCCUACCUCGACGUGGUACAGAGAAAUGUGGAUAUGUUCAGAGCCUUUGUUGCAGCUCUGGGACAUUAUCGUCCACAUGGCAUCCUGCUCGUUGCAUCUCAACCAGCGGAAAUCAUGACCUAUGUGACGUGGAAACUGAGUGCAUUUCCUGCAAACCGAGUGAUUGGAAUUGGUUGCAAUCUGGAUUCACAGAGAUUACAAUAUAUUAUUACAAAUGUUUUGAAGGCACAGACUUCAGCAAGAGAAGUAUGGGUUAUUGGUGAGCAGGGAGAAGACAAAGUUCUGACAUGGAGUCAGGAGGGAGAAGGCGAGAUCAACCCCGAAUCAGCGAAAUCCUAUCUGAGAACUGGCAGGGGGCUUAGAGACAUCUCAUCAACCUUCUUCUCUCACCGAAGGAGCACUUGCACCUCAGAGAGGUCAAGCGAUUUGCCUGAGGUCACACAGGUAGGACGAGAAGGCAAAACUCCCUUCUGGGGUGUGCAGGAGGGAAUUCCAGGGAGUCAGAAGUGAAUACCCUCUGCUCAGCUCUUUCCCCAAACUUUCAAAGUUGGCUCACCACAACAGUGAGCUCAGAACCCCUCAGCGCCCCAAGCUCAGGGGCCCUAC
Molecule: messenger RNA, 1286 nt
Organism: Orcinus orca (killer whale)
Lineage: Eukaryota; Metazoa; Chordata; Mammalia; Artiodactyla; Delphinidae
Product: ubiquitin-conjugating enzyme E2 variant 3-like
Biological process (GO): protein transport; protein modification process; endosome to lysosome transport
Cellular component (GO): ESCRT I complex
Molecular function (GO): ubiquitin binding; oxidoreductase activity, acting on the CH-OH group of donors, NAD or NADP as acceptor
Source: RefSeq, a predicted model, not a curated record